UGCGGGGCUACAAUAUGGCGACUUCCAUGUGGUAGGAGAAAACAACGUGCUCGUAAAAAAAGACGGUUGUUUUGAGCGUCAAUUUUUCUUUGUGUAUGUACAACAUGUGAUGUCACUAAGUGGUACAUGAUGGGAGAGUUCCGAGUUCACCAUAUACGAUUCUUUGAGUUCCAACCCAAGGCCAUCCACUGUAUCUCCUAUAACAAUGAUGCGGAGAAGCUUGCAGUGUCUAGGUCUGACGGUACGUUAGAGCUAUGGAGUUCUAAGGAUCACUGGUUUCAGGAGAAGGUGAUACCAGGGGUAGAAGGCAAGUCCAUCGAGGCACUCUGCUGGCAGGGUGAGCGCCUGUUUACCGCUGGUCUGGACGGUUACAUCACCGAGUACGAUUUGCUGCGACUCCAACCUAAGGCCAUUGCUACCUCUAAUGCUGGGCCCGUCUGGUGCCUUACCUCAGAUCCUACUGGCAAACUCCUAGCUGCGGGAACAGAAGAUGGCUGUGUGGUUAUCUUUGACACAGAAUACAACACUCUGGAGUUCAAGCGGUCCUUUGAUAAACAAGACAAUCGGAUAUUGUGCAUAGCCUGGCACUCGGCGGGGGAAACCAUAGUUACUGGCGGCAUUGACAAUAUCCGACUCUGGAGUGUACGAUCUGGCCAUGCCUACCAGCGCCUCACGCUGGGACGGCAGGAGAAAAAUAAGGAAACCAUUGUAUGGUGUCUUGCUAUAACUAGCGACAUGACGAUUGUGAGUGGAGAUUCCCGGGGGAAAACCUCCUUUUGGAAUGGGGAACAGGGCACCUUGAUCAAAGCCUUCCUGAGCCACAAGGCGGAUGUGUUCUGUUUGUGUGUUGACAAGUCAGAGACUUCAGUACUGUCGUCCGGAGUGGACUCCACGGUUGUCCAGUUUGAAUACACCUCCACACAGAUGGAGAGUGACUGGAAGGUUUGGGUCAAGUCGCUGACUCACUUUAGACAUACCCACGAUGUGCGUGGCCUCGCCCUCGCCAAUGAUCACAUUGUAUCAGGGGGUGUGGAUACUAACCUUAUUGUGUACAGACUACAGUCUUUAAAGAAGAAAAUAUGGCGUAAGCUGGCCCCGGUCCCACACCGGUCGAUGGUACAAGUGGCCAGAGAUGCGGAGUUGGUUGUUCUCAAGUACACCGACUACCUGGAGGUGUGGCGACUAGGAUACACCAACAAAACAUCGGAAACCGACGGUGAGAUCUUACCGUUACAGUCCAACCCAUUAAAUUUAGUUCAGUUAAAGAACAAAUCGAGCGAGCCAAUCAUCUGCUUCGCAAUCAGCUCCCACGGUAACGUGGUUGCCUUCUCCGAUCAGGAUUCAAUACGGGCUUACAAACUAGUCAUUAAAAACAAGGAGCUUAUCAACCCUAGUGUUUCAAUAAAGAAACUGAAGCUGUAUAUGACGGAGGAUUCCACAGCACCGCUACCCGCCCAUCACAUGUUAGCGACGACCAACGGUGAUACUAUCGUCACAGCUACAGUGUGUGGAAGUAUACAAGUACUCCGUGUAGAGGACAGCUAUGUCAAGGUGGACCAUGCUUUCUCCGGCUCAAAAGAACGGGUUGCCAGUAUCACUGUGAUGUGUAUGUGUCCGGACGACCGGCUGGUUGCCGUUGGUGACAGUGGGAGGAAUGUAACAAUUUACGACAUUAUUAGAAAACAGAUUGUGUGUCGAUUGCCACAGUACAGUUGCCAAGUGACUGCUUUGGCCUUCAGCUUAUCUGGUAAAGAGCUGGUGAUGACGUACGCUGACCAACUGGUUUACGAAUUUGACAUAGCAGAGCAAGAAUACUCAACAUGGAGUAAAAAUAAUUCCACCAAAUUUCCUAACCACUGGAAAAAGCGACAUGGUAAAAUCAAUCAUAUGUUCUUCCACCUUGCGCACCCCAACAAAAUAUUCCUUCAUGAUGAGCAGAUACUGUACGUACUGGACAAGACCAAGCCAUUUCCCAGUGAAGAUUUGAAAAUAUGGAAGAAAGGGUCAGGAAAACAAGAGGCUGACAAGAGCACUCAUCCCCUCAGCAUCUGUAGGAAAUACAAGUUUAUCCUGUACAUUGACGCCCUGAAGGACGACUGGCUAGUUACAGUGGAAAGGCCUCCAGCUGCCAUCAACGCCAGCCUACCUUCAACUCUCAAAGUGAAGAAAUUUGGAACAUGAUCAUCAGCAAUAGUUGCAGCACUGAUCUGGACUCUAACAACAUGGCUUUGUCAUUCUACUGUUGUAGAUAUAAGCUGUGUACUCGACCAAUCAAACCUGGUCUCUAACUUAUGUUGCGAUAAUUAAGUUGAACCCGAUUGACUGUACAAGUGCAGGGCACAUGUAAACGAAACCUUUCAUGCUCAAACUUGUAUUCUGCAGUGCUCAGGCAAAGUUCUGUGUCCUUGUGAUGUCACACUAUUUUGAUAUUUCAAGUAAGAAUGUUGAGGCUGAAUACAGUAUGCAAGGAGCUUUUCAUUGCGAUUUAGCCUUCACCCUCAUUAAUCAUCGCAAAUUUAUCUCAGCAACCAUACAUAGAAAUUACAUGUGAAGGGCGAAACUAACACUGGGUACAUAAGGAUUUUGAAAGUGAAGGGCAAAACUAACACUGGGUACAUAAGGAUUUUGAAAGUGAAGGGCGAAUAUUUGAAUGGGCAAAAGUUUUACAGUUAUACAGUUCCAUUUUCAGUCUCUUGAUUUCGCUGUUGCAAGUUAAGACAUGCAGGUAUAAGUACAGUAUACAUGUUUGUGCAUGAGGACAGUUUCAUGAACACAACCCCUGGUGUCUUGCGCUAUCUUGGACUUUACUGGAGGUUGUGAAAUUUAGUAUGGACUGGAGACAUUAAAGACACAAACAUCAAGAUACUAGGUUAUGGCUCAUUGUGUUUGAGCUUUUCACUCCGUCGUUAUGUUGUUAACAAUUUGAUUAGAUUACUUUCUUUAAUACUUUAAAACAUUUAGCUUAGUAAGGUGUUAGAUCUAGAUGAGUCUUUGUUCUAAGGCAUCUGAAACUUGAUCAUCAAUAUGUGUUUAGUACAUGGUAUAUAGAAUGAUGACUUCAAUAAAAUUGUUAAUAUACUCAGAGAAUAAAUGCCUUAUUUUGAAAUAUGAAAAUGGAUGUUAUUAUGAUUUAUUAAGUAAUUAUAAGAUGUUGACAGUUAUGUGAAAUGAGGUGUUAUAUAAGGUAGAGAGUCCCAGCUCUCUGUUUUGUUUCUGUAAGGAAGAAGAGUUCCGAUUUGACCAGUCUUUUUGCAAAUUUGAGUUGCUUGCCGAUUUACCAUAGCAAAGAGUUAAGUACAGAAGAAAUUUAUUUCUUUUGUAAAACCUUAUUCACAAAAACAUCUCCGCUCCACUAAUGAAAUAGUGAGCUUAUCCACAACACUAACGGUCAUUACCGUAUUUAUCUUACAAUAAGCAAAGGGGGCCAACACAUAUUCUCUGACUGAAAGUAGGGGGAGGAGCUUAUUACAGGACACCACAUAUUCUCUGACUGAAAGUAGGGGGAGGGGCUUAUUACAGACAACACAUAAUCUCUGACUGACAGUAAGGGGGUGGG
Molecule: messenger RNA, 3556 nt
Organism: Mizuhopecten yessoensis (Yesso scallop)
Lineage: Eukaryota; Metazoa; Mollusca; Bivalvia; Pectinida; Pectinidae
Product: U3 small nucleolar RNA-associated protein 4 homolog
Exons: 19
Coding region: 127-2181 (684 amino acids)
Biological process (GO): maturation of SSU-rRNA from tricistronic rRNA transcript (SSU-rRNA, 5.8S rRNA, LSU-rRNA)
Cellular component (GO): small-subunit processome; 90S preribosome; t-UTP complex
Molecular function (GO): protein binding; RNA binding
Source: RefSeq, a predicted model, not a curated record